Aspergillus oryzae RIB40 is the source of this 426-nucleotide messenger RNA. RefSeq lists its product as uncharacterized. The record is from RefSeq and is a predicted model, not a curated record. Lineage: Eukaryota; Fungi; Ascomycota; Eurotiomycetes; Eurotiales; Aspergillaceae. The transcript is spliced from 2 exons. The coding region runs from base 1 to 426 and encodes 141 amino acids.
AUGGCACCCUACAAUGAUGGCCUUCUGGCCUUCCUCUUCAGACAGCUUUUCUAUACCAUUCCGGAAGUCCCUCCAGUUGAGCUCCACGGAAAAUCAGUCCUCGUAACUGGAGCAAAUUCUGGAGUUGGGUUUUGCUUAGCAUUAGAACUGGCAUCUCAUGGGGCUAAAGUGCUGGCUGCGGUCAGGUCAGUGCCAAAGGGUGAGGCGGCAAAGCAGAGGAUUCUCGAACGAGUCCCAACGGCCCAAGUUGACGUGCAAGAGUGCGAUCUCGCUUCAUUCGAUUCGGUCAAAGCCUUUGCGAACCAGAUGAAGCAGGAGUCCAAAACGUUUGAUCUGGUCAUUCUGAAUGCGGGUGUAUGGUGUUCUCAGUGGAUGGCCUCUACAGAUGGGUUCGAUAUUUCACUGCAGGUCAGUGUGGCUAGGUGA